Messenger RNA from Nematolebias whitei (Rio pearlfish), 1534 nucleotides. RefSeq names its product plexin domain-containing protein 1-like. The record is from RefSeq and is a predicted model, not a curated record. NCBI's taxonomy places the organism in Eukaryota, Metazoa, Chordata, Actinopteri, Cyprinodontiformes, Rivulidae. The transcript is spliced from 13 exons. The coding region runs from base 24 to 1463 and encodes 479 amino acids.
GGAGGAAGAAGAAGUGUCCCGACAUGGGGCUCUGUGCAAUUCUCCUCAUCUGUCUUUCCCAGGCUGAGCUGGGGAGAGUCUGGGCUCAUCAGCACGAAGAUUCGCAGAGCGGGACUGCUCUGAGGUCCAUUGGAGGAGAGGCCAGUUUUCACAGAGCCAGGAGAGACCAGCAGAACCAACAGCAACACAGAGAAACCACACAGGCCAGAGGAAGAGUUGAUGUCACCACCCUUCCAGACAACAUGACCCGCAUAGUGGAGGACUCGCAGAAAUACUACAACUGGCAGAGCUUUGGGCCGACAGACAGAAAAAUCGAAAGCUUGUGGGUCGAACUGGACCACCGGUACAAAAGUCAAGUCAGAAUCCACGGCAUACUGUCCAACACACACCGACAGGCCGCGCGAGUGGCACUUUCUUUUGAUUUCCCUUUUUAUGGACACAACUUGAGACAAGUAAUUGUAGCAACCGGCGGCUUUAUCUUCAUGGGUGAGAUCACUCAUCUGAUGUUGACCGCAACACAGUACAUCGCUCCGCUCAUGGCCAACUUUGACCCCAGCUUCUCCAAAAACUCAACUGUCAGGUACAUGGACAAUGGUAAAAUGUUUGUGGUGCAGUGGGACAAGGUACGACUAAAGGACCGAGAGGACGAAGGAGCUUUCACCUUUCAAGCAGCCCUGCACGGCAAUGGGAGCAUUGUUUUCAACUACAAAGAUAUCCCUGUACCGGUGGAGAAAAUGAACUCCACAGAGCAUCCAGUUAAAGUAGGACUUUCUGACGCUUUCAUGGCAUUAAUCCCUGCUUCACAGCUCUCAGCUGCAAAGCGGCGAACCAUCUACGAAUAUCAUCGUGUCGAGAUCGACGCCACAAAAAUCGUCAGUGGGUCUGCAUUCGAGUUCACACCUCUGCCCACUUGCCUUCAGCACACUUCCUGUGACCUCUGCCUGACGUCCAACCUAACGAGCGGCUGUGGCUGGUGCAACACCCUCCAACGAUGCUCUGACGGUAUUGACCGACACAGACAAGAGUGGUUGGAUUACAACUGCCCCGAGGAGUCCAAAGGUCAAUGUGAGGACUACAACCCGCCAUUACCUGAAGGAUCUAUGAGCCCCUUUAACCAAUCGUCACCAGGUCCAACACCUUCGUUGGUGGCCAUUGAAGACCAGACGGUCACUAGAGAUUUACAGACGGUUCCUCCGCACCACAGCGGGAUAACGGAGAACACGGCCAUCAUAGCAGGUGUAGUCGCUGCAUUGGUUCUGCUCGUGACCUUGACCCUGUUGGCUGUUUACUACAUCAACACACACCCCACGAUUGCUCCACCUUUCUACCUCAUGCAGCGACGAACAAAUAACUACUGGCCCUCCAUGAAGUUUCGCAACCAGAGCUGCCACUCCAGUUACGCUGAGGUCGAGCUCGGGGUUCACGAGAAGGAAGGUUUCAUUGAAGCCGAGCACUGCUACUAAACGGGCCAGACUUGUGAUGAAAAGGUUCCAUCUUGAGGACUGUCCAUAAUAAAGUGGAUAAAUACGAACAU